UUUUACUCCCUACUCCCUAAAGAAGAAGAAGCGGGGGGCGAAGAGGAAAGAGCAAGAGAGAAAGUUGCAGUUGACUUGUUGAAAAAUAUUUUUACUGUUGUUGCAGUGCGGAUGGAGAGAAAAGAAAGAGAGAUAAGCAAAGAAGAGCUCCAAAGCUGGAUCAGAGAUGAGGUUCACAAACCCAGGCUGCCCACUGCUGGCACUCUUAUGAAAUACCGGCUGCUGCAGUCUCUACUAGAAAGAAGGCAAACACAGGCAACCAGAUUUUUAAAGCUCUGUCAGUCUGUUGUGACAUUUGAGAACACUGUGAAGGAACUGUACUCUCAGUUGGGAUGGGAGUACACAGACUUGGAUUCAGACGGUGAGGACGGAGAAGAACCCACGAGCUGCAGGCGUACUUUACCAUUUGUGUUUGUUUCUUCGGGGGAUCGUAUUCGCAGACCUUCAGCUUCCAGGGACUCAACUUCACAGUCACCAGUGUCAGAACUUGAAGAAUGUCAGGAGGAAGUUGUUGUUCAAAAAAGCCUCUGUGUCGCUUUAGAAAAAGAACCUGUGGUGGUUUUGAGUAAACUUACAGAUUCUGAGAUUUCUGCCGCUAUCCCAUCUCUUUCGUCUGACUCUGACAGCGAUAACGAGGAUAAUUUAAGCUCUCCGGAGUCAGAUGCUCAGUGGGAACCAGAGAAAGAGGCGAGUGAGUCAGACUGUUCACUCUCAGAUUUUAGUACUGGAUCCAAAAAGAAGAGAAAAAUUAAUAAAAAUGGACAAAAACAUGCAAAGCUCAAUCUGGCUUCCAAAAGAAGCAGAAUAUCUUCACCAGAGACCAGGAGGAGCAAGAGAUCAACGACUACCGUCAAAAAACCCAAAUACAAGGAGAGUGAUGUGUCGGGAUCGUCGAGCUUACCAUCAACUUCAGAUAGUGAUGAUUUAAGCGGCAAAGAAGAUGCUGUAGCACUUCGGUCCCUCUCUACAAAACUAACGAGGUCCCUCACCAGAAAGACAAUAAAGACAUCCCGAACCACUGCAGCAGUUGCAACAAAAACGCAAGGGAAAACCACAGAGACGAGAGCUCAGCCCAGCACAGGAAACGCUACGUCUGAAUCCGCCAAAACGUCGUCAACACAGCCAUCCAAAACGCCGCCAUCAACAACACAGCCAUCCAAAACGCCGNCAACACAGCCAUCCAAAACGCCGCCAUCAACAACACAGCCAUCCAAAACGCCGGUGUCAGCAAAAGAGUCGUCCAAAACAGUCAGUGUGGUCAAAACACUCACACCACCUGCAGAGACAAAAAACUUCUCUGCCAGCCAGCAGUCCUUUAAAAAGACCGUUGCUCCUCCAAGCGUGCCCAAACGAGAAAUCGAAGUGAACAUGAACGUCCUGGCGAAGAAGCAACAUUUGUGCUGGCAACGAGGAAAAGUUGCAGAAAUAGUAACAAAAGAAGGUGGAAAGGUGAAAUACAAGGUCAAUUUUGAGGAGAAGGGUAAAAUCCUUGUGUCCGGUCACCACCUCGCCUUUGACAACAUGCCAAAGUUGGACGAGCUUUCUAUAGGCUGUCGUGUGGUGGUCAAGAUUUCAAACGAGAAAGUGGCAUACAAGCCCGGCAUAAUGGCCGAGCUCCCUAGCCGAAAAAAUCGCAUGAGGUUCCUGGUGUAUAUUGAUGACCACACUCCCGUGUACGUUGGGUUGCCUGUGCUUCAUCUGGUGUACAGACCAUUGGACAACCCUUUAGACGACAUUCCUGAUGAAAUUCACAGGACCUUCAUGAAGGACUAUCUGAAAGACUGGCCUUACCCACCGCAGACCCAGUACAAAGUUGGACAGGUUAUAAAGGCUGACUAUGAAGGUGUCAUGCAGAAGUGUGAGAUCACGGCUGUUGACUGCAGCUUGGUUGAGGUCAUUUUUGAGAGUGAUAAACACAAGGAGUGGCUCUACCGAGGCUCGCUGCGUCUGGAACAUAUGGUCAUUAUGAGGCACAGCAUGUUCAAGAAGUAGGCUGCGGAAUCGGCGAAGAAACCUCGUUAGUCACUGGAUCAUUAAAAUCAACACAUUAGGUUGAGAAAAACCAUGUCUGAAAAGGGGAACAGCGUACUUUCUGCUGGCGCUCCCAGCUCCUGGUGGAAACGCUGCAGUGGUUUUCCAAAAUUCCUCUGGCAUUAUGUGACUUUGGCUGUUCCACUUGCAGCUUUUCUUGAGUCAUCUGAGAGUUUGGGCCGUUAAGGAAGCUAAAUUCACAUUAAGCUAAUACAUUUUUGAAACCACAUUGUCGAAGUGACACAACUGCGUCUGUAGAUUGGAAUAGUAUCAUCGAUCUUCUGAAUGUUCUACCUCAUUUAAAUAGCAGAGAACUCGUUAUUUUUCUAAAAGACAGUUAUUUCUAUUCAAUUGCAAAUGCUUUUUUUUUUUUUUUAAACCUUCUUGUGUGGUCUGUAUUGUUAAAUAAAAACCAUCUUGUUUUUUGUGUGGUACAGGGUCUGUAAAAAAUGUUCAACCCCUUGGAUGUUUUAUCUGUGAUUGCUUUAACAAAUCAAUCCAAAUCUGCCAUUUUUCACAAGAAAUGAUUUCUUUAUUGUCAAAGUGAACAUUUCUACGAAAUGAUUAUAAUAAAAAUAUUUGACAUAGAA
This is a messenger RNA of Poecilia reticulata (guppy), 2621 nucleotides long. RefSeq names its product CDC-like kinase 2a (gene clk2a). Gene Ontology annotation, cellular component: nucleus. The record is from RefSeq and is a predicted model, not a curated record. Gene Ontology annotation, biological process: peptidyl-tyrosine phosphorylation; negative regulation of gene expression; regulation of RNA splicing. NCBI's taxonomy places the organism in Eukaryota, Metazoa, Chordata, Actinopteri, Cyprinodontiformes, Poeciliidae. Gene Ontology annotation, molecular function: protein serine/threonine kinase activity; ATP binding; protein tyrosine kinase activity.